CGAAAAUGUUGCGGAAUAUCUUGGGCCAGCCAUUAUUAAUUGGCCUGUCCUCAGGACUGCACGCCUAAGUUAGGAACGACAUCGUACUCGUAUUUCACAGACAGUAAGUGCCCCGUGCCACAAUAUCAGGCAUCCCUCGAGCACCUCUUAGUUGCCCGACAACGUCCGAUUAUACAAGGACUCUGAUGAUAAAACCCCUUGAUAUGAUUGAUCUUGCACAGUCCAGCUUCAACAACAGGACCGCCUUCAUUGAGCUGAAAAGGACUACAAGAUUGGAAUCUUGAACGGCAACAGGUAAAAACCCUAGCACUGUCACCAACAUGCGACAUCCCUGGAGAGCCUUUUUCACACACUCAACCAUCGCACUUGCCCAACCUACGUACCUGGCUGUGCGGUAUCUGAUCGACCAUCAAUACUUCAGGCGGGUGCAUCCAGCGUGGUUUGCUGUUACCGCCGUGUCGUGGUACUGGAUAAUCACUCGCAUCACCAUCCCUUUCUUCACCAACCCUCUUCGUUAUGUACCAUCACCACCAGGCGAGAACUUCCCAUUAUGCCAUCUCGAUACCAACGGAGGAAGGCCGCCAACGGAUAUCAUCACCAACCUCUUCAAAAACACCCCCAAUGAUGGUCUCAUUGUGGCGUGGCUUCCAUUCUACCUCUGGGCUCAGGUUAUGCCAACGCGACCAGACACACUAAUGGACCUCCUAAACACGCAUAACUACGACUGGGAGAAACCGGCAGAAAUGAACAAAUUCAUUGGGCGAACGAUAGGCGAAGGACUCAUCGUCGCCGAAGGCGAUAAACACAAAGCCAUGCGAAAGGCCGUCGCCCCAGCCUUUUCCGGGCGACAUAUACGUGAUCUCGUCCCCCUGUUUUACACUAAGGGCUCGGACUUUGCAGACUCGCUAGCCCGUCAAACCAAACAGUCUGCCGACGGCUCGGUGGAAAUUAUGGGCCAAAUGUCUCAUGUCACGCUCGACAUUAUCGGUGCGGCGGGUGUAGGUAAAGACUUCAAGACGAUUGAGAACGACCAGGAUCCGCUGGCCAAGUUAUAUGCUACUCUGACGGACGAGAACCGAGGCCCGGUUCUGCUGUUCUAUUUCAUUACGGCAUGGAUGCCAGCAUGGUUCAUUCGGCGCUUGAGAGGGACAGUAUACGCGAGGUUCGACGAAGCGCGUAUCCGACUACGGGAGGAUGCUCGUGCCUUGAUGAGAGAAAAGAAGCAGAUGAUGCUGGACAAGCCAGAGCAGCAGAAAGACAUUAUUGCUACCAUUAUGAGGUCUGGCGACUUUUCAGAUGAUUAUCUCGUUGAUCAACUGCUCACUUUCCUUGCUGCAGGUCACGAUACAACUGCAUCCGCGUUGACGUGGACGAUCUGGUUGCUCUGUAUGCAUCCUGAGAUACAAGAACGCUUGCGAGCUGAAUGCAACGCCCAUCUGGCCGACAAGCCCGCUUCAGAAGUUGACGCCACGACGUUCGACUCCGAGACAAUGCCCUAUCUCACAGCAGUUUGCAACGAAACUCUACGCCACCAUCCGUCCGUAACCGCAACGGUCCGCAAUUCUGUCAGACCAACCAUGAUCGGACCCUACCACAUUCCUGCUGGCACACCUGCUUUGAUUGCUCCUUGGGCCAUCAAUCGCGACCCUGCUCUCUGGGGUGACGACGCCCACGAGUACAACCCGGACAGGUGGUUGAACGGGCCAAAUGCCGCAAAUGGCGGAGCCCAGAGUCCAUUGCAUCUGAUGACCUUCAUUCACGGACCGCGAAGCUGCAUUGGACGAGAAUUCGCGCGUCUGGAAAUGAAGUGUUUGCUAGCAACGUUGAUAAAGAGGUUCCGGUUCGAAGUCGCGGAUCCAGAUGCAAAGGUCGAGAUUGGAGGAAGUCUCACUAUCAAGCCGCAUGGCGGGUUGAGAUUGAGGUUGCAUGAUCUAAAGGCUGAGGUUGACUCAAAAACUGAUGCUACGGCUUGAGGUAGCAUGACAGUAGUGGCCUGGUCAUCAUGACUGCCCUUGUACCGUAUGUAAUACUAGUGGUCUCCGCAAUUUUGACACAUUUCAAAUUCCCCAACCACU
Exophiala viscosa is the source of this 2075-nucleotide messenger RNA. RefSeq names its product cytochrome P450. Gene Ontology annotation, molecular function: heme binding; iron ion binding; monooxygenase activity. The coding region runs from base 321 to 1973 and encodes 550 amino acids. The record is from RefSeq and is a predicted model, not a curated record. The transcript is spliced from 2 exons. Lineage: Eukaryota; Fungi; Ascomycota; Eurotiomycetes; Chaetothyriales; Herpotrichiellaceae.